Molecule: messenger RNA, 808 nt
Organism: Paramecium primaurelia
Lineage: Eukaryota; Ciliophora; Oligohymenophorea; Peniculida; Parameciidae
Source: the annotation of a GenBank genome assembly
AUGAUUUUUAAGUAUAAAGAUGAUUAAUUAAUUAUUAUUAUUCUUUUAAUUUCUUAAGCUAAAAAUGGAAUUCUUUAGUGUAAAUACUUAAAUCAUGAAAAUGAAGAAAUAAUAGGAUUUUGUUUGAAUCAGAAUUGUUAAAAUGCAACAUAGUAUUGUUAUGAAUGUUUAACUACGACUCAUUCAGAACAUUUGAAUGAUUGUAUUAGAUUCUCUAAAAUGAACUAAUAUCUUAAUGAAUUAAUACAAGUUUAAAAUCAAUAAACUAAAUAAUACAAAGAAAUAUCGAAAUAUCUUUAGUAUUAUUUAGAAUAGAUUAUUAAAAUAAUGGAACAAGAUAGUACAAUAUUAGAUAAGAUGAAACAACAACUUUAAAACAAAGAGUAUUUGACUUUUAUGUCUUAAAUCAACAUAAUCAAAAGGAUUUAAUCAAAGGAAAAACAAAAGUAAAUAUGUAUACUAUGAGUAAUUAUAAUAGAAAAACAAAUAAUAUAAUUAAAUAAUAUUCUUGAUACAAUUUAAAAUAUGGUAAUAGAGUUAAGAAAAAAUAGUGAUUAUAAUAUUUCUGCUGAUUAAAAUCAAAUCAAAAUUGAAGAAAUUAUUUAAGAGAGUGAAGAUAAAAAAUAAUAGAAUAUCAAAUAGUCUGAAAGAUUAUUAAAUGAAGGUAUGCCCAAUUGAAUUACUUUUUAGGAUGGGCAUUAAAUAAUUUGAAUAAAUAUUAAGAAGCCAUUGAAUGUUAUGACAAAGCAAUUUCCAUUAAUCCUAAAAAUGAUCUUGCUUGGAGUAAUAAGGGUAAUUAAUUGUUAAA